GAGUUAUUACUAACAUGAGAGAGAGAGAGAGAGAGACUUGGAAACGGCGAACCCUCGAGGGCGACCGAUACUGUGAGCAGCUACGAAGCUCAUAAGAUGCAGUGUAGAUUGAAGCGGGAGGAUUGCAAGCACACAAAGCACGAUUUACUUUUCUCCAAAUGGGAGAUUCUCAUUGGACCAAAUGAUUGGGAAGGCCAUGCUUCUGGUAAGGAAGGAGUUGAAAGAUAUAGGAUUCAUAAUCUUCCAACAGCCUCGUCAUGUCCUGGUCUUUAUGAACUCGGUGUAGCUUCCAUUCCGACCAAUGAAGGCCACAGACUGCGGAAACAUGAUUGGGAGAAUGUUAUAGUUGGGUACCUUGGGCAAGCUGAUAAUGUUAGAACAAGACUCCAAGAAUAUGGCCGUUCAGGAUCUCAUUUGGACCAUGGCAAUCUUAUCACUAGCUGCAAAAAUUAUGAAAGCUCUACUACCCAAGAAGGAAUUGGACUAUUCAAAGACAUCUUCUCAAAAGGCUACUCCAUCAUGUUUAGAUGGGCUCCAAUAAAAAGCAAGAGGGAAGCUGAGAAGACGGAGAUUGAGAUUCUCCGUGUCUUUGAUUAUGCAUGGAACAGAAAAGGAAAUGGUUUGUGCCGGCAUGCUGAUUUAGUUGCAAGGUUAAUCCAUGAUUCAGCGAGUCCAGUUCAAAGUCCUAUGAGAAGACUAAUGCAGUGGAAACAGGAAGCGUUCAGUAAGAGGGUAGGCAUCAACAUUGAUGAAAAGUUGCCACUCUAUGAAGAGUUAGCACCACUGCGUGGUCUCAAAGGCUAUUUACUUCCUCGAAUCGUCAAGUUUUCCUCUUCCCAGCUCCAAUUCCUUCCACAAGAUGUCAACUCUCUAAAUGGUCAAAUUAUCUGUGGAGUAGCCAUUGGUCGGGGCUCUAUUUGCACAAAUCAGCCAAUACCAGGGAGGAAAAGAUGUGCUGAGCACAAAGGAAAGAAAAUCACUGGCAGUGGUUCAGCUUCAGGGAGAAUGACUUCUUCCAAUGAAAUUCUUCUAGAAAAUGGAACAAAGGGAUGCGACUUGAACCAACGAGUCACUUUACCUCUUUUAGGUGAAAUUUGUUCUCCAUUUCUGCAACACCAGUCACCGUUGGCCCAAGAAAAGUUUCACUAUGACAAAGAAGAGACUGGUGUUUGUGGAGUGGUCUAUUGUGAUGGUUCUGUGUGUAAGAGAAAGCCAGUAUUAGGGAGGAAGAGAUGUGAACAGCAUAAAGGGAUGAGAGUACAUGCAGCCAUGCCGUCUGCUGAUAAAGUAUUUAACUCUAAACAAUUGAACAACAUAUGCGGAGUGAUCAAUGGUAAUGGCCAUGCCUGUACUAGGCUGCCGGUUUCUGGAAGGAAGAGGUGUGAGGAGCACAAAGGAAGGAGGCUUGUGUAAGCUGUAAACAUAAUUGUUUCGGGAGAAGAAUAAAGCUUCCCAGUUUGUAGUGCUAUUUCAAUCCCAGCCUCCAGCAAGGAAGAGAUGUGCAGUUUGAAUAGUUUUUGGGGUAGAGUCCGCUUGUAACUUCCAACACUUUCCAGGUUUUCUGAUUGCUAUUUAGGUUGUUGUAUUUGCUAAAUUUGAUGUAACAUUAUUUCGUAUUGGUCCAUGCAACAAUUUCUCUGGAAAUGCUUGAAUAAAAUAAGGUAAUAAUCUUUCUUCA
Molecule: messenger RNA, 1678 nt
Organism: Dendrobium catenatum
Lineage: Eukaryota; Viridiplantae; Streptophyta; Magnoliopsida; Asparagales; Orchidaceae
Product: protein EFFECTOR OF TRANSCRIPTION 2-like
Exons: 3
Coding region: 97-1413 (438 amino acids)
Biological process (GO): regulation of DNA-templated transcription
Molecular function (GO): DNA binding
Source: RefSeq, a predicted model, not a curated record